Molecule: messenger RNA, 390 nt
Organism: Anopheles marshallii
Lineage: Eukaryota; Metazoa; Arthropoda; Insecta; Diptera; Culicidae
Exons: 3
Coding region: 1-390 (129 amino acids)
Source: RefSeq, a predicted model, not a curated record
AUGGAGCUGAACGAGCACAGCCUGCCGGAGAUGACCGAAUCGGACCUGAACAUGGUACAGGCGGCGGCCUACACCGCCAAGCUGAUCGGGCGUGAGAGCGAAGUACCGAUGGUGUCGAUGGAUGGCGAGGCCCACCCAAACAUGACUCUGGCCGCUGUUGGACUCGGUGUACUUGUAGCACUGAUCAUUCUCCUCACGCUGAUCGCCUUCAUAACACGCCGUGAGCGAAGUUCGCAAGCAAAAGACCCGCAGCAAGACAGUGCCGUAAACACAACCGCUACCGGAAGGACGAAACCGGUUGAGGCGAUCGCACAGAAAACACCGGCCGGACCGCGCAGCGUAACGUUUGCGAACGAUUUGGAGCUGGUGGACGUCGUUACUCGCAUGUGA